UACAGAGCUUAUCAAGAACAAUAAUUCUAGCAUCAACAAUUGGAUAUCUAAUGUCACUACAGAGCAUAUCAAGAACAAUAAUUCUGGCAUCAACAGUCGGAUAUCCAAUGUCACUACAGAGCAUGACAAGAACAAUAAUUUUGGCAUCAACAAUUUGAUAUCCAAGCAAAAUAUAACUGACAAUUUUUCAUUGAGAACCCUGAUACGAAUUUAUCAGAAAGAUAUACAAAUCGAGGAUAUGGACUUGGACCAAAGUAAUUGGAUACCUCUGAAUAAAUCGACAUACCAUCUACCACGGCAGAAGAAUUGCGCAGUCGUUGGCAACAGUGGAAUUCUACGUAACAGCGCGUGUGGGGAAGAUAUUGACUCAAACGAUUUUGUUUUCCGCUGUAAUGUUCCAGAUGUUGACAAUUAUGUUAAAGACGUUGGACACAAAACGAAUGUGAAUAUUGUAUUCCAGACUACCAUGCUCGAAUUAUACGACCUCUGCACAAACGCCACACUCAAUGAAUCUACGCUGGCAGAGAGGUUAAACGUCCUCAAUGGCUCAAUAAUAUGGUAUCCAGAAAGUUUUAAAAGUAAAAUAGUUACUAACGAGACAGUAAAACUUGUUCUGAAAUGCAUAGAAACCAAAUUCAAUCUUCAAUUUCAGUUCGCUGUUUCAGCACUCGGUUUUACCGGAAACAUGCGAAGGCUUCUCAAUUUAAAGAAACCCACUACUGGAAUGAGGGCCAUUGUUGCUGCUCUAAGUCUCUGCGAACAUGUCAAUGUUUAUGGAUUUUACCCAUAUAUAUUUGAUCAGAAUGGCAAAAACGUAUCUUAUCAUUACUACGGUCCAUUCUUCAGAUUAGAUAGUUUCGACACAUCACACAAUUACUCCGCCGAGUUCCAUACAUUGCAAACACUGGACAAUAGAAACGUGCUAAGACUAUUUACGAAUGACUGCAAACAUUGAACAAUCGCGUCAUAAUCGGUAUCUUAUUUUCAAAUAAUUGUAAAUGAGCCGUCACGCCAAAUGUAAAGACUGUGGUAUAAGAUGAAACCAUGCAGGGCUGAUUCCUUUCGGUGUACCUUUUGUGCUUCUCAUGGUAUGACUCUGUCAAUGUGAAAUUGUUUCUGGACUUUUGGGAAAUUUGUUAUAUGCUUUGGGGUAGAAAUCUAGGUCUUCGUGCAUCUCCGGAUGUACAACAAAUACUACUUGAGGAUUAAUCUUAUACAUGCUUAGCAAAUUUCCUUAUUUUGUUUGCAAAACGUUUCAUAUAUUCGUGUAAGUAUAAUAAUCAGAAUCCAGAUUGUAUUGCUCACAACAAAUAUGUACAGUAUUUCCAAGAAAUUGAGUAUAAUAUAGCUGUUAGAAGAAAUAAGCUAAAUACUCGUAUUAAAAAAUAGGGGAGUUUUCC
Molecule: messenger RNA, 1400 nt
Organism: Saccoglossus kowalevskii
Lineage: Eukaryota; Metazoa; Hemichordata; Enteropneusta; Harrimaniidae
Product: alpha-2,8-sialyltransferase 8B-like
Source: RefSeq, a predicted model, not a curated record